Cryptosporidium muris RN66 is the source of this 1131-nucleotide messenger RNA. RefSeq lists its product as uncharacterized. The transcript has a single exon. The record is from RefSeq and is a predicted model, not a curated record. The coding region runs from base 1 to 1131 and encodes 376 amino acids. NCBI's taxonomy places the organism in Eukaryota, Apicomplexa, Conoidasida, Eucoccidiorida, Cryptosporidiidae.
AUGUCAGGAUUUAAUAUUGAAAGACUAAUUAAAUUAAAUACUCUGAGUGAAGAUUUUCAUGGUGGCGAGAUAUUUCCUCUCUCGCUACCAACUGGUAAAAGUAUUGAUUUAGACAUUGAAAGUUACUGCUAUUAUUACAAUGAUUAUUUUGGAAGUGGAAAUAUUCUGAACACUUCUUUUAACAAGGAUUGUCUUGUAAACUCGGAUUAUUUGGCAGGAAUUCAUCAGUGGGUAAAUUACAACUCAAAUGAAGUAAUGGAAAGUCAGAGAAAUGGAGAUGGAUAUAAUGAGAAUAAAUGCAAACAAAUGGUGAAAGAUGAAGAUAUAAAAGAGAAUAUUGACAUUUUGGGUAUUAAAAAUAAGUCAAGUGAUAAUAUGUUACCAACAUUACUCAAUUAUCCAAGAGUAUUUCAUAAUGAAAAAGCUAAAAUUGAGGGAGUGGUAGUAAGUUGUGUGAAGGCAAUAGUAUUAUUUUUACGUGCAAAUUUAGGCUCAGAAAUAUCUAAAACAUUUAAGAAGGAAGUCGAAUCUCUUGGUACAUAUAUUGUUGAAGUAACCACAUGUUCAAAAUUACUUCAGAUAUUUGAUGAGCUCGAUGGAUGUAGGCGAUUAAUUGUAACAUCAGCAGAUGCAGCAUUAAAUGAAAACCUAGCUGAGAGUUUAAAUAAAAAAAAAUACAGAAACUUUUUGGGAAUAACUUUAUAUUGUGGUCCUCAUGCAGAUUAUCAUGUUAAAUGGUGCUCAAAAGUACCCUGUAUAAAAUUUCUAUCACAGAAUCUAAUAGAAGUGAGGCGUGCAAUAUCUUGGAUUUUAGCUGAGUCAGUAUCGAAUUUGACAGAAAUAACAUUAAGUACAUCAAAGAAAAGUAAAAAGGUCGCUACAAACAACAAUAAAAAAAUAUUGGCCACUAAGGCAUUUCCUUCACUUGUAGGUGAUUUUCCUUCUUUGAAUGCAGUAAAAAGUGUAAACAAUGAAAAUACAUGUCUAUUUAAUACUAGUCAACUGGAAAACCACCAAAUUCAUUAUUCACCUUUAGGUGUAGGCAAAUGUAACAGUGAUAUUACAACAAUGCUUAGAAAUAUUGCAAUUAGCACAGCUUUAGAAAAUCAAUCGAAAUGUAAUGAGUUAUAA